UACAGCGCGCGCCGCCGCGGCAGUCUUCGGUAGAGCUUUCUAAUGACCUCAGGCGUUCUGUGCUGCGCGGUAAAACAUCUCACUCUAAACUGAUACAAAGUUAGCCGCUAUUGUUCAUAAUACAGUUGUUUAAACGUGUGGUUAAGCCUUUCCCCAAGGACAGGCGCACAAGUCCCACGGGAGCUUGCGUCACUAAAAUGAACUCUAUGCGUUGAAGGAUAACUUUGUUUAUAAUCAUCAAAACACAGCGGGUAUAACAAUGAGAAGAAAAAUAUGAAAAACUAUAUUACAAUUAUAAUGUAAUUAUGAAAAGGAUUUUCCGUUUGGAGACAAAGAGAAACGAAAAUGGCAUUCUUACAUUUUUUUCAUUGUUACUGUAUUUACUCCCAAUUUACGGAGCUCAAAAUACCUUGGAAUGUACAGAGUUGAUACAAAAUAAUAAAUGCACAUGUUAUAUUUUUGAAAAUGCUGUAUAUCUUGAUUGCCAGGAUACGAGUAUAAAAGAUGUUAAAAAUGCACUGAAAAGUAUGACAAAUGUGCAUUCUUUAUCUAUUUACGACCUCGAUGAGAGCGACGAUGUAUUGGGACCACAUUUUAUACCGCAAGGCGCUUGUAUCAAACAUAUUCACAUAUCGCGAACUAACAUAAGAGCGAUAGACGAUGAAACAUUUACGCCGCUGAGAAAGUGCCUUGAAACAUUAAGUAUUGUAUCGAGCAAAAUUAAGUUUAUACCACAAAAAGCACUUUCCGGUAUGCUUAAGCUUUUGUCACUUGAACUAAUUUCAAAUUAUAUCGAAGAGAUUCCAAGCUAUAAUUUUUACGGACUUCCAUUAAUUAAAUUAAAUAUAAAAGGAAACAUCGUUCGACGCAUAUCUGAUACUGCUUUUACAUCUUUAGAAUUGUCACUAUCAGAAGUAGAUCUCAGUGAAAACAAUCUGACUUCAUUCCCAAUCGUUUCUAUAGCUAGUUUAAAAAACCUCCGAAGCUUAAAACUAGCCUGGAACGAAAUUUUUUCAAUAGAAAACACUGAAAAUACAAACCUUGAAUGCUUAGAAUAUUUAGAUUUGAAUUCCAAUAAUUUUGAAUUUAUUUCAGAAGACUGCCUUAAAUUUAGUCCGUCCUUAAAAGAGUUAUCAUUUCAUUUUAAUUUUAUUGCAAAUGUACACCACCGAGCGUUUUACUCACUAGUGAAUCUAAAGUCUUUAGAUUUGAGCCACAAUAGAAUCAAAAUACUACACUCAAAUAUAUUUCAAAACAAUAAAAAUUUAGAACUAAUAGAUUUAAGUCAUAACCAUUUGCACCAUAUUCAUGGCCUACUCUGCAAUAUGCCGAUUCUGAGCAAAAUAUUUUUAAGUCAUAAUAAUGUACUUGAAGUGCCAAUAGACUCCUUUUUUAAUUCUACUAAAAUAAGCGUGAUACAAUUAGAUAAAAAUUGCAUACACAAUAUAAACAGUGAGAGCUUUAGUGAUUUAGAAAGUUUAGAAGAACUGCAAUUAGAUUUUAACUAUUUAAAUGAAGUGCCACAUAGUAUUUUGUUGAAUAAUAGAAACCUGACGAAAUUAAGAUUAGACAAUAAUAAUUUUAGUGAUAUAAACAAUAGUACCUUAGCAACCCUAAAAAAUCUUAAGGAACUUAGAUUAAACAAUAACUGGCUCAAAUUGAUUUCAAAACAAAUGUUCAUAAAUUCCUUCGGGUUAGAAGAAAUAUACCUAAAUCACAAUAAAAUAAGUUUUAUUGAAACAGGAACGUUUAAAAAAAUGUUGAAUUUGAAAUAUAUUUCUCUGCACAAUAAUAAUCUUGUUGAGAUAAACGAUAUAUUACCUAACGUCAAUUCAAAAAUACUUUUAUUUUAUCUUGACUUUAACCAAUUAACUUCAAUAAAUAAUAUAGUAUUGGGGUCACAAAAAAGAUUGCAUCAGUUAAGCUUGAAAAAUAACCGUUUAAAAUUUAUAGCAAGAAAUACUUUUAGCAAUCUUACAUAUCUAACACGCUUAGAGUUAAGCAAUAAUGAACUUUUAAUUAUAGAUGAUUUUUCCUUUCAAAGAUUAAACUCUGCGCGUUAUUUAAAUUUGCAGCACAAUAUGAUAAAAAAUAUAACGAGUUAUACGUUUUUUGGUCUGAGUGAAUUAGAAGAUUUAGAUUUAUCACACAAUAAAAUAGUAUAUAUUUUUGACAUGGCCUUUGACACUUUGAAAAAAUUGAGAAUUUUAAAUAUAUCGUUUAACCCUCUAAGAAUUCUUCAUAAAAACAUAUUCCAGCAUGGACUACCGUUAAGUUCGCUAUUAUUAGACACAUGUGAAAUAGAAUUUGUAGAAAAUGGUACAUUUCAGGGUUUAAAUAACUUAAAACAUCUCUCGCUUAAAAACAACUUACUAAAAUCCAACGACUUACUUUGUCUUGAAAUACCAGGCUUAAAACAUUUGACUCUAUCGUACAAUAUACUUGACUAUCUACCUAUGCAGGCAUUCUCAAAUCUGCCACUUUUAGAAAUCCUUUUCCUAGAACACUGUAAUAUUGAAAAAAUUAUAGAAGGUACUUUUAUAAAUAACAAAAACCUAGAAAAACUUAACUUAGCACAAAAUAUAAUUGGUAAUAUUCCAGAAAAACUGUUUAGCGCUUUCAAUUCUAUAUCAGAAUUGAAUGUAAGUAAUAACUUUCUAGACUAUGUGCCAUAUAACGUCUUUGAUAACUUUACAUCAAUCGAAUCUCUUGAUAUUGCUGAUAACUUAAUACCAAAAUUAGAAAUAAGUGGUUUUGAAAAACUUGUCAAACUCAAAUCAUUAAUAUUACGUAAAAAUGAAAUUGAAUUAAUCACAAGCAGUAAAAAGAUAACUUUAAAUGAAUUAACACUUUUUGACGUUAGUUAUAAUAGAUUAGAUCAUUUACCUAAACAAUUAUUUGAAAAUUUCCCAAAUAUACAAAAUAUUAAUAUUUCACACAAUAAUAUAAUUCGUUUUGAUUUUUUAAUGUCCAAAACAUUAGGAGUGUCACUUAUAAAUAUGGAUCUUAGUAAAAAUCCGGCAGUUAGUUGGACUACAACUAAUAAUACUGAAAAUAACACUCUACUUGCCAAUUUAUACGAAUUGCAUAUUUGUUUUACAAAUUUAACGAUUAUAGAGGAUGUUACUUUUGAAUUAUUUAUAAGCUUACAACAUUUAUAUUUAAACUUUAAUAAAAUUCGACGUUUAUCGAUAAGCCCCUUUUCUAAACUAAUAUUUUUAGAGAAUUUAGAUUUGAGUGUCAAUAGAAUUACUCAUCUGAAAACUAGUAAUUUUCGUGGGCUUAUCAAAUUGAAUUCUUUAUGUAUAUCUAACAAUAAUGUAGAAUCAAUGGAAUCUUUUGACGAAGAUUUAAGCAACUUGAAACUUUUAGACCUUUCUUACAAUAAAUUACAAAAUAUAAUAAAUGAACAUUUUAUCCACUUAAAAGAAUUGACUGUUUUAAAUCUAGCUUACAAUAAUAUUAAAUAUCUAUCAGCUACUUCAUUCAAUAAUCUCAAUAAAAUCAUAGAAAUCGAUUUGGAGCACAAUAAACUCCAAACAAUACCCAUGGAAUUACUUACAUCUAUAGAAAACCAUGUACAAGAAAUUUCUAUCAAAGAUAAUGUAAUAAUAUGUCGUUGCCAAAAGAAUAAUACGUGGACGUGGAUUCAGGAUCAUCCAAAGAUAAUAAAACCAUAUUCAGUAAUUUGUUUCAACGAUGACUACCCACGAGAAAAGUGUGAUUUUCCACUAAUCGUUCAUUUAUCUAUUGACAAACACAAUGAUAAUUCUGUCUUAGUAACGUGGUUAAUAAGAAAUCGCACAGCGUUAAAGGCCUUAAAAAUAUUAUAUUAUAAUGAAAACGUAGAAUCUAAUGUAAAACUAAAAGUGGUGGAGAAAAAUACUAUGUCGACACUUAUUACUGAGUUGCAAACGAAUAUGCAUUAUAUUGUAUGUUUACUUACAAUGUAUGAAGAUUCUGUGAUAAACUUCGAAGAAGAUAAUUUCAUGUUCACUAACUAUACUGAUUCAGGAAAUAACGUAACUUCAAAUAUGGAUCGUAAUAUUGUAAACACAUUGAUUGCACAGUCACCUGCCAGUGAAUGUGUAUCGUUCGAUACAAUGAAAAAGCCAUUGACUGUUAAAAUAAAAACAAAUAAAGGAUUUAAAAUGUCAUCAAUAUUAAACCGACGCACUGGAUUAAUAGUUGGAUGUUGUUUGGGUUUCAUUGUGUUUUUUAUUAUGGUAACUGUUUUAUUGUACACCAAAGUGAAAGAGAGAAAGAGAAUAGCUAAGUCUGAUCCGGCAUGGUCGGAAAUGAAUGAUUAUCAUUCUAUGCAAAGUAAAGAGGAUAUACAAGAAUCAACUACUGCUUCAACUGAUAACAUUUUGUUAGGGAUGGCUAAAAAUCGUACUAUAUCUUUUGAUAAAAUCAAAUAAUUAAAUUAUUAGACAGCAACUUUCAACGAUAAAAUUUACCUUAAUCUGACAUCAAUUCAAUAUUUGACUUUAGUAUCUCUUUGAUUGAUUAGGGUAUUUAUUACCAGCAAAUCAUCAUAUAACUGAUGGUCAAUUGUUCUUCUGGUUACCUUUUUAUCUAUAAUUAAAAAUAUACUGCUAGUUUCAUUUGAAUAUAAUAGUAAAGAAUUAGUAACUUAUUAUGAAAAUAGAUGCUUAUUAUUUUGGUGCUUAGUAAUUAUUGUAGGUUUAGGUAAUGUUAUAGAACAUGACAUGACGUAGAUUAAUUAUUUAUUUAUAGAUAAUGAUGUAGAAGUUAUUUAAAAGUUAAAAAUAUAAUUAUUUAAAUUGUUUAUAAAUUUAGUACAAUGUAGAUGAGAAGUAUUUAUUAAAUUGU
This is a messenger RNA of Bicyclus anynana (squinting bush brown), 4836 nucleotides long. Its product is annotated as protein artichoke. Gene Ontology annotation, molecular function: protein binding. Lineage: Eukaryota; Metazoa; Arthropoda; Insecta; Lepidoptera; Nymphalidae. The record is from RefSeq and is a predicted model, not a curated record. The coding region runs from base 306 to 4421 and encodes 1371 amino acids. The transcript has 5 exons.